Messenger RNA from Labrus bergylta (ballan wrasse), 3482 nucleotides. It is a transcript of the gene bnip2, whose product is annotated as BCL2 interacting protein 2. Gene Ontology annotation, biological process: apoptotic process. The record is from RefSeq and is a predicted model, not a curated record. Gene Ontology annotation, cellular component: cytoplasm. Lineage: Eukaryota; Metazoa; Chordata; Actinopteri; Labriformes; Labridae.
CGACAUACGACAGAACGUACCAGUUAGCUCGUUAGAGUUGGAACUGACGACCUGCGAGUUACACCAGCGGAUUCUGACUCUUCAUUUUUUUUUAACUUUACGUGGACCGAUGGAUCUUUUUCCACAUUUGUUGCCUCGCAGCUGACAAACUUGAUUCCACGGAAUAACACCGGCGUUAAGUGCUCAACAUCAGCUUGUCAAAAAAAAAAAAAAUACAGAUUAAGUGAGCUAACUUUAGCCCAUCCGGCUAAAGAGAACAUUUUGAGUUGGGAGGAAGGACGGGAGGAAACUGAUAAAGAGGCAAACAGAAGAAGAAACUUAUGGCGUCGGAUGUAAUUGAGAGCGACGCGGUGCUGAAGGGUGUUACUGAAAUGACUUUAAACAAUGGCAGCCCCGGGAGGACUCAUGAGGAGUUUGGAAACAGAAAGACGUCCAGUCCUUCGUCUUCUGGGGUGUCUGGAGAAGGAGACGACGACGACAACGAGGAGGAGGAAUUUGGCGAGCUGCAAAAAAGCACAGCCUCUACUGUUGAAAAUGGCGAAGAGGCACUCCAGGAGAGUCCAAUAAAAACAAGACAUGCGCCACAGGAAAGGAGAAGUCCAGACAAUGAGCAGAGACAGCCUGAAGCUAGAAGCUCGACACCAGGGAGCCUCUCCCAAACACCAACUACACCCACUGCAAGUCUGGAGCGCCGAGAGUCAGUGGCCACAAGAGAGGCCCGCCUUCGUAUGGAAGGAGUUGUGCUUAAGGAAGAGUGGCAGGAUGAGGAUUUUCCACGGCCCCUCCCGGAGGAAGAGGAGCUCGAUGAGGAACUUUUCGCAGGAACCUCUGAAGAAAUAGACCCUGGCUAUGAAAUGAACCAUGGCAAGAGGGCAAAGAAGAAGCUUUCAGCUCCAGACAUCAGUCUCACUCUCGACCGCAGUGAGAGUUCUCUUCUCUCUGAUGACCUGGAUGAAAGUACAGAGCUGGACCUCGACGGCAUAGACACACCUUCAGACAACAGCAACGAGUUUGAAUGGGAAGAUGAUCUCCCCAAGCCAAAAACCACAGAGCUGCUGCAGAAGGGUAUGGAGUCGGUGCAGGAGUACUCGGCCGCGGACGAGAGGGAGGAGGGUCGGCGCUGGAGGGUGUUUCGUUUCGGAGACCAGGAACACAGAGUGGACAUGAAGGCCAUCGAACCUUACAAGAGGGUCAUCAGCCACGGAGGUUACUAUGGAGACGGUUUGAAUGCCAUAAUUGUUUUUGCUGUGUGCUUUAUGCCUGAGAGCAGUCAACCUAAUUACAGAUACAUCAUGGACAAUCUAUUCAAAUAUGUGAUCGGAACACUGGAGCUUUUGGUUGCUGAGAACUAUAUGAUUGUGUAUUUGAACGGGGCGACAUCUCGGAAAAAGAUGCCAACAGUCAGCUGGCUCAGAAAAUGUUAUCAGCAGAUUGAUAGGAGGUUAAGGAAAAACUUGAAGUCUUUGAUAAUUGUUCAUCCCUCUUGGUUUAUUCGCACCCUGCUGGCACUUACAAAACCAUUCAUAAGCUCCAAAUUUAGUCAGAAAAUUAAGUUUGUGUACAGCUUGAAAGACCUUGCUGAACUGGUUCCAAUGGAAUACGUGUCCAUACCAGAUUGUAUUAAACAGUUUGACGAAGAAAAAAAUAGGAAAACCUCUAAAAGGUAUAUGCACUUUCACCCAGGAUCAGCCUUAGCUUCUUUUUUUGUUUCUUUUGCAUUCACAAAACUAACAAGGAAAUGUUCUGUUGGCUCUCAGGAAUGCACCAAUACACCUCAAACUGUACCGUGUUUCAUGGUAGACAAAUGAUUCACUGUUACCUGCUAGCCUCUUUCCUCCUAGUAGAGUUAGCAUGUUACUGGACAGAAGGCUGAGUAGCUGUUUGAUUGGUUUCCAAAAGUAGACGGCUUGGUGAUUGUUUAACCAACCAAUUUCUGAGCCAAAUUCUGUGAAGUUCAUCUCAAAUACAAUUCACUUCAGUUUGUUAAUGUACUGCUUUAAAUAUAACAGCUUUCCAUAUGUGGUGUUAAACAUUUCCUGCACCUUUUUGUAGCCUUUUAGCUGGCUGCUAAAUAAACAACACAAUGUUGAAAUAGAUGCUCUCUGAUAUUAAAGUUGGGGUUUAAGUAAGACUUAACUUGCAUGUGUCUUUUUGUAACCAGGUUUAGAUUUUGAUGUGGUUGAUGUUGGGUAAGUUUGUUCAUGUUUGUCCGACUCCACAGGAUGGAAAUACAAGGAAGUAGUUUGUCUUAGUCACUGUGGUGUGUGGUUGCACAGUAACCAUGUCCUCACAUGGUUUCCUUCAGUAACUCACUGAACACUCGCCUCGUCUACACUCACAGCUCUCUGCAUGACUCACUACAUACCCACUCGCUGCUGCUGCUGCUGCUGAUGUUUAGUAAUUGCCACACUCAACUGUUGUCAGCCUUGCACAUGCAAAUAUUUUGCUCAUUACUGAUACAUCAUGGGUGUUCAGUUACUGGGAUUAAGGUAUAUUGUUGGGUUGCUCAACAUAAGAAAAGUACCCAGCAUAAAGUUUUUAAGGAUUUCUGGUAUUCAGAAACAACUAGCUGACUACUCUAAAGUGAUUGUACAUAUAUUAGUACAGAUUGUAGGGGUUGGUAUGGGCAAAAUGUUUUUCAUGCUUCAGUAAAUGAGGAAAUAAGAUGGUGAUUAUUAUGGUGAAAAUAGGUUCCUAAUUAAAGCACAAAUAAUCACAUUAAUGAUAGUAUUAAGAUAAUGAUCAAAUUUAACGUGUAUGAUUUUAUAGUAGCCAUAAAGUAGCCUGUUAUUACCUUGAUUAUUCGUGAUUAUAGCCCUCACGUCCCUGUAACACAGUCGUCUGAUGAUACUGAAUUUGUCUGCAGAAUCGAUAAGGACAUGCCUGGCAAAGCGGAGGUAGCUGCGCCUGCUGUUUCAGAGUGACCCUGCUCGCACUGCAAGAUGUGGAGGAGGAGAGCGAUGAAGAAUGUUUUUGAACCGCUGCCACUCUUCUGUUUCUGUUACGGGCAAAGUGACUGGAGACUUAGCUCUUUGCAUCAAGAAAGUGCCUUUCUAAAAUGUUGCUGCCAGUUUCAUUGUGGAACUUUUCCUGCCUGAUUCUCAGCGUUUUCCCACAAUCUGUCUGAAAUGUUUUCAAUCUUUUUUUUAUCUACUGCCGGCAUAUCAUAAUGAACGUAGCUUAUGGGUGUUCUCCAGUUACUGUUGUAUCUAAGCAUUAUUUAAGGCACUCUGUUACAGACGAUUGAUGCAUGUUCUGCUUUAUUACAUUUCAAUAUAUAUUUAUAUUCAAAGGUGACAAAGGAGAGAAAUUAAUAUAUUUUUAUGGUUGCUCUGAUUUUAACUGCAUUGUAGGUCUCAGCCCCUUUGAGGGGCAUUUCAUAGAACACAAUUUUUGAUGGCACCUUUUUUUUUUUUUUUUUUUUCACUGUUCACUGUUAAAAUCCUGCCUUGGGUAAAUAAAGUUUUAUUUUUGGCCCCUCA